Molecule: messenger RNA, 1411 nt
Organism: Aspergillus steynii IBT 23096
Lineage: Eukaryota; Fungi; Ascomycota; Eurotiomycetes; Eurotiales; Aspergillaceae
Product: alkene reductase
Exons: 1
Coding region: 262-1359 (365 amino acids)
Molecular function (GO): FMN binding; NADPH dehydrogenase activity
Source: RefSeq, a predicted model, not a curated record
UCACCAUGUAGCCCCAUCACGCCGUUGUUCAAAUUAUCGGCUAUGACGAAGUCUCCGACGCCCGGGUUAAUUAAUUGAAAAUGUCGCCGAUUGUGGAUAUGGAAAUUUCUUCUGCUUGAUAAUCAGGUGGCGUACAUGAUCUUUCGUUCUGUGUUUCUUCUCACUUCAGAGAUGCGUAUAACUACUGCCCGUCUGUCGGCAUACCGAACCCGAAUAAGAUCAAACACUACACACCCCGACCGAUAACACCGUCUUACUACCAUGACGACCAAUCUGUUUUCUCCGAUCCGGGUCGGCGGCCUGGAUCUCAAACACCGCAUCGCAAUGGCCCCGAUGACGCGAAACCGUGCCGAUGACCAUCACGUCCCUCUUGAUAUCGCCCGCGAAUAUUACGCACAGCGAGCCUCCACCCCCGGCACCCUGCUGAUAAAUGAAGGGACAUUCAUCUCAGCUCGCGCAGGCGGGAUGGAGAACGUCCCGGGGAUCUGGAACGACGAGCAGAUCAAACAAUGGCGGACCGUCACCGACGCCGUGCACAGUCAAGGCAGUUUCAUCUUCUGCCAACUAUGGGCACUAGGACGCGCUGCUGGCCCCGAAGUCCUCGCAAAAGACGGCUACUCCGUGAUCUCGAGCGGAAACCUGCCCAUCUCCGAAUCGACCGCUGUUCCCAAGCCUCUGACCGAAGACGAAAUCCGGGAGUGGAUCAGCGACUACGCCCAGGCAGCGAAGAACGCCAUCGCUGCGGGAUUCGACGGCGUCGAGAUCCACGGCGCCAAUGGCUACUUGUGCGACCAGUUCCUACAAAGCACCUGCAAUAACCGGGAAGACAGCUGGGGUGGCAGCGUUGAGAAUCGGUCUCGUUUCGGCUUGGAAGUGGCCAAGGCCGUGGCGAAUGCCGUUGGUCCCGAGAGAACGGGGUAUCGCAUCAGCCCGUGGAGUAGAUUCCAAGGCAUGCGCAUGGAUGGCCUGCACACACAGUUCACACAUCUAGUGGAGGGCCUGGGCCGACUCAAUCUGGCGUACCUGCAUGUGGUUGAGCCGCGGAUCUCGGGCGGUAUGACGGUUGAAGCGGCUGAUGAGGAUAACAGCUUUCUGUUGAACGCAUUUGGUGACAAAGGAGCGAUCAUCCUGGCCGGUGGAUUCACGGGGGAGUCGGCCGAAAAGGCUAUCCAGGCCCAUCCAGGCCACCGCGUCGCCAUUGCCUUUGGGCGUCACUUUCUGGCAAACCCCGACUUGCCGUUCCGCAUAGCCAAAGGCCUUGAUUUCAAUCAGUAUGAAAGGCCGACUUUCUACACUCCUAAGUCACCCGUGGGCUACAUCGACUACCCGUUUAGCAAGGAAUAUUCCAUUAGUGUCUGAUGGAGUCAUAGAUUAGAGCAAAUGAAUAGAAGAAGGCGGCGUUGCUGACCUU